Molecule: messenger RNA, 4108 nt
Organism: Ictalurus furcatus (blue catfish)
Lineage: Eukaryota; Metazoa; Chordata; Actinopteri; Siluriformes; Ictaluridae
Gene: selenou1a
Product: selenoprotein U 1a
Exons: 6
Source: RefSeq, a predicted model, not a curated record
CAUAGAGUAACGCUAAAGGUAAAGCUGUUAAUGUCAUUUUCUUUUUAGUGUUAACAGCUUCAGCACCACAUUCAAACGGAAAGGCACAUUAUUAGAGUUAUGUACUGUAUCUAGGUUUAGCACGAAAGCUAACAAGCAUUUGAGAAGUAACCUUAGCAAGUUACACUGCCAUUUAAUCGUGAAUAUUAAAAUGCUUUCUUUUACGUAGACUACGCAGUUACAUUGCAGAUCAUGUUUUUAAGGGAAAUUACCUUAAUAUUUCAUGUAAGGUUUGCUAACCGAAGCUUGGCGUUAGGUAAAUAAUGUGGGUGUUGAAUAUUGUUUUGCUUUUAAGUGCAUAGUUUUAGCGCAGAAUGAGGAAUGUGAUGCUAUGGCUUGUUGUUUUAAUCUGUUUAUAUCUAUUCAGAUAUCCAGAAUAGCUAGUGCACAAGUUUUUAUACAGACUGACUGAGCCAUUAUGGUGGGAAGCUCUUGUUAUGUAAACCGUCGCAGUAACACUCAUGGCAGCCAUGAUUAAAAAUGACUGUCGUCUUACCCUCAUCCAGUAUGGAGGCACAAAUUGGCAUAAGGUGAUAUGCUUAUAUAAUGCUUAUAUAAUGCUUCAAUAUAAUUCAUACGUAAAAUAUUUAAGUAUUCAUUAAAAAAAAAAACAAUGAAUCACACAGCAAUCAUUACUACAGUCACUGUGGAGAACAUUUGAGGCUGUGUUUUCAUAUUUUAGCUUCUUGUACACAUUCAUUUGUGAAGUGUACACGGACUUCGAGUGUCUUGACCCUUUUAAACGGCUUAAAAGUAUAGGCACCCAAGCCACAUAGCAGAUAUGAAAAGGUGUCUGGAAAUUUAACACGAAGUAGCAUAUCCAGAGCAUUAUACUGGGAAUUUUUCCUCUGGGAUCCUCUUAUUUCCCACAUGAGGGCGUUCAGACGAGCUGUGAAGUCGGAAAUAAAAUGAAUUCUCACUGUAAACUGGAAUUAAAGAGAUGUUUGAUUGGGGCUUAAUUUAUUUUUAAGCUACAUGUGAUAAAUUCACAGUUAAUAGCACUAGAAGGUAUUAUUUUAAAAUGUAUAAAUUUACUCUUGUUUAAGCAAGACAAGUUUAAAUAACACAACAUAAAGCAGUAAUCUCUUUAAGCUCCUGAGCUGUGUGAACAGGUCUGUUUCACAUAAACAAAGAACUAAUCCUUGCAAAAUGGUGGAACGAUCCCAUAAUGCCUCGAGUUGCGUGAAAGUGAAAAUUGGAUUGCAUCGGACUCACUUUAUUUGUGUGCCAAAGUGUCUGCCAAAUGAAUAAAUAUAAAUGUGAUGUGGAAACCUUCUGCUACAAAUCCAAGUUAAUUCCAGUUUACUAUACAAGUUGCAGACUGAUUAGAUAAUGUGGAUGUGUCAAUCCGAUUGGCUGAUUGACACAACACAGAACUUGUUUAUGAACACAGGACACAUUGACCAGCCGACAUGCCCUUAGCAGUACAGUUGGACCCUCUGAUUGCAUAACUGUACUAGUGCUUCAUAAAGCACAUCAUUGCACUUUACUCAGGGGCCAUUUACACAACAUUUUCACCUAAAAGCGGAAAACUUUUUAUGCAUUUUGGCUGUUUAUUUACACGACAAAACGUUUUGGGGCCUGAAAACGCAAACUUUUGAAAACGGGUUUCAAAGUGCAAGUUUUUGAAAACGAUGCCGUUAUCGUCUCCGUGUAAACGUACAAAAAAUGAGAAUUUGUGAAAAUGAUGAUGUCAUGCGCACACGUAUUAUGUGUUCAGUCUGUAGGUGCGAGACGUUCAAAACUACAGGACUGUAUUUGUGCUGCUCAACAUUGAGUUUAUUGACGCUUCUCCAGCAAAGUGUAGAUUUAUUGCAUCACUACUACAACCAGCGGAGAUGCAUUUGUUACAUACACCGACAAAUUGUAUUCAAAAUCUUAUAAUUUGGAGUAUAUCUGUAUCCUUUUAUUGUUAAUAAAAUUAACAAUAAGUAACAUUGUGUUACUUCUGUUCCGAAAACACGCAUUGGAGAGUAAGUACUAAAGUUGUUUCCCAAAUGAUGUAUUAUGCACUUGCACUAUGCACUGUGUACUCUACCGUCUAGUGUAUGAAUUUUAAAAGGGUAAUGUCAUUUCAAAUGAAACACUAGUGUUUUUUUUACUAACCGGACGUAUAAGCCGUUUCCCAGUCGAUAGUGCAUGACGUCAAACGCAUGUAAUGCGACGCCACUAGCUUUAGCAGAAACCCAGAGUCAACAACAAUGAAUUUCUUCAGUUACUGUCUGUCAACGUUACCUUUUAUGCUCAGCAUGACUUCAGUCACCAUCAGACAGAGGUGUAAGGCAGGGUGGCAUUUUAUAUUAAACACCAUGAAGUAGACUGUAACCUGUAAGUUAGUGUUACUCUGAGUUAAGUUUUUUUGUUUUGUUUUUUCCAUUUAGGAUUCAACUUAUUUGGAAUAAAUAAUUUUGUGCUUAGAUGGUAUUUUCCAUUUUUUUCCAGAAUUAUAACCCUGAAGAUUUUAUGUGGCAAAGAAUGAUUUGCUAAAAUGAGUGUGGAUGCUUCCAAUGGCCUUUACACAAGUACAGCCUGUGCGUUUAGCUCGGUUUCUGAGAAGAAGAAACUGUAUCUUUCAUACAAAUAAUGUUGUUAAGGAUCAAGUCUAUGACUGCACUUCCUCGGCUCUGCAGCUCUACAGUCAACUACCCUCACCCUCAAAAAAGAAACUUCAAAUUUUAGUAAAUAAAAUACACCCAGAGUACAAGUCACUAAACUUUGUGGGAUGCCAAUCUUUCUUUAAGUCACUUACUUCCAUUAACGCCAACACCGUUUGUGUGUAUUCGACAAAUCAGCAAAUAUCCAUGAAGGACCAGAGCAGCCAGUCCACCAUCUGUAAACCUAAAGCACCAUCGUCCACCAUGGAGGUGACAACCUUCAUGAGCAUGUGGUCACUCAGCCUUGGAGCUAUGGGUGCUGUCAUUGCUGGCAUAAUUCUGGCUAACACAGAUUUUUUCCUGACCAAGUCUGAUUUUGCUACUCUACAGUAUCUGGAAGAUGCUGACCUCAAAACCACUGACGGAGAUGAGAAGGUAUUUAAAGCUAGAACUCUUUGGGAGACUUCUGGAGCAGUGAUCAUGGCUGUACGGCGGCCUGGAUGAUUUUUGUGUAGAGAGGAAGCCGCUGAGCUAUCCUCUCUGAAGCCCCAACUGGACAAGCUUGGGGUUCCUUUGUACGCUGUGGUCAAAGAGAACCUUGAUACAGAGGUUCACGAUUUCAAACCACACUUUGCUGGAGAUGUCUUCCUGGAUGAGAAGCAAGUGUUCUAUGGUCCCACCCUGAGGAAAAUGGGAGGUCUUGGCUUCAUUCGUCUGGAAGUUUGGCAAAACUUCGUAAGGGCCUGGAGGUCAGGUUACCAGGGAAACGUGAAAGGAGAGGGCUUCAUCCUGGGUGGAGUGUUUGUCAUUGGAUCUGGCAAGCAGGGAGUUCUUCUGGAACAUCGGGAGAAGGAGUUUGGAGACAAAGUCAAUAAUGAGUCUGUUUUGGAGGCUGCUAAGAAAAUAGUAGUUCAGAAAUAGGUUAGUUUGUGUAUGCUUAGUGAUCUAGGGAUUAUUUGAAGAUUACAAGUAGGUUGCUAAAACAGAACAAAAUACAAACGAGUCUUGGUACUAUUAAAACAUCUUUUUAGAGCUAAUGGACAACGUUCAUCCGUCUAACCUCAUUGCUUCAACUAAUGCUGUGAAUGCUCAGGAAAGCACAUUUUCUGAUGAAUUGACACAAGAGAGUCAUCUUACAGAAAAAACAAGUACAAAGUGUGUCAUUAAUGGGAUUUUAGCAUUGCAUCGUUUGCCCCAUUCAGGUACAUAGGUGUUGAUAUUUGUGCACUGUUGUUUUUCACAAUUUCAUUAUUGUAUUGAGCUCUUCUUCACUCAGUCAGGUUCUGUGAGAUGUCUGCUGCAUGACUGUGGCUUGGUUUGUGUUUUAAUGAUGGUCUGACUCCAAACUCCUUAGUGAAUGAGCAGACUUGAAGCUUAACAUACUUUCCUGUUCAACAGUUUUUGGUUAGUGGAAAGUCAAAGAUCCUGAAACGAAGGGAGCAUGCCAUUUACAAUAAAAACAGCAGUCAUGAAAA